AUGUUGGGAGCAGUUCCAGAGCACAUGCACGAGGAACCUGAUGCAUCUGAAGAUCCAGAAACUAGUCAUCCUGCCAAGAAACAGCGACUAGAAUCAGCACUAUCAACAGACGAAAUCAUCACAGUUUUUAAACCAACUGCUGAUAUCGACGAUGGAUCAAGUACUAUGCAGACAGAGGAAGAAUCAGACAAAAUUACUCCUGUCGAAGCUACCAGUACGGACAAGCAAGAGGACGAGAAAUCCAAACAAUCAUCACCACGAUACACAGAGUCAUUACUACAACUCGAAAGAGACACUAUGGGACCAGACUGGUUUGAAAUCUUUGGUGCUGAGAUUGAAAAGCCGUACUUUCUCAAGAUCAAGAAGAGACUCGAACUCGAUGAAUCAAAAAGAAUUACAAUCUUCCCACCAAAGGAACAAAUUUAUUCUUUUACGAAAUGUCCUCUUAAUAAGAUCAAGGUUGUCAUCUUGGGCCAGGAUCCAUAUCAUGGUCAAGGCCAAGCUCAUGGAUUAUGUUUUUCUGUACAGAAGGGAGUCGCAAAUCCACCAUCUCUCAACAACAUAUUCAAGGAACUAGCAGAUGAUUUAGGUAAAGACAAGUUUCAAAAACCGAAACAUGGGUUUCUUGAAGGAUGGGCUACUCAAGGUGUGCUGCUAUUGAACUCUGCACUGACUGUUCAAAUGGACAAGGCAAACUCCCAUGCUGAGAUCGGAUGGGCUCGAUUCACUGAUGCCAUUGUCGAAUACAUUAACAAGAAUUCUAAAAAUGUUUGCUUCUUGUUAUGGGGUGGGAAUGCUCAGAAGAAGGGAGAGAAGAUUAAUAAGUCAAAGCAUCUAGUUUUGAAGAGCGCACAUCCAUCUCCGCUUAGUGCACAUCGUGGAUUCUUCAAACAAAAACACUUUUCCAAAGCCAACGCCUUCCUGGUGAAGAAUGGACUUGAACCUGUAGAUUGGAAUCAUCUUUAA
Molecule: messenger RNA, 966 nt
Organism: Synchytrium microbalum
Lineage: Eukaryota; Fungi; Chytridiomycota; Chytridiomycetes; Synchytriales; Synchytriaceae
Exons: 8
Coding region: 1-966 (321 amino acids)
Biological process (GO): base-excision repair; base-excision repair, AP site formation via deaminated base removal
Cellular component (GO): mitochondrion; nucleus
Molecular function (GO): uracil DNA N-glycosylase activity
Source: RefSeq, a predicted model, not a curated record